CAAUCAGCUCAUUCCAGUCGACGGGAUUCUGCAAUUCACUAUAGUCCUUCAGAGUUACAAGCCCUCAACGGUUAUUUAAAAACACUUGAACCAAUUGAAAUCCUUGACUGGGCGGUCGAUCAUCUACCAGCACUUCAUCUCAUUACUGUUUUUGAUCUCUCAAGUUGUGCAAUAGCGAGUUUAUUUUCCAAACUUUCAAAACGUCGAAACUCAUCUCGUCCACUUGUGAAAUUCCUCUUCAUUGAUACGCUUCAUCAAUUUCCUCAAACCACACAACUUGCACAACGUCUCACGGACCAUUAUUCUUUGGAUCUUCAAACUUUUUAUCCUCUUGGAGCUAACACGGUGGCUGAGUUCGAGAUGUUACUUGGUCCUAAAUUAUGGGAAACUGACUCUGCAAUUUACAAUUACAUUACCAAGGUUGAACCUACCAGAAGAGCUUUUGAAGAAGUUGGUUUUCAGGCCGUGGUGAAGGAGAAUAUCUGGACAACCGACCUACAAGGGAGAAACCAAUCCCGACUUCCAAUACUUGAAGUUGACGAUACCGGGGUCAUCAAAAUCAACCCAUUGAACAAAUGGACAUGGGAGGAAACCUGGUCAUAUGUGAAAGCUGAGAGCGUACCCUAUAAUUCUUUAUUGGACAUUGGAUAUCGUCAAAUUAAUGAUUUUCAUUCCACUAAGAUCCCA
Messenger RNA from Melampsora larici-populina 98AG31, 687 nucleotides. RefSeq lists its product as uncharacterized. The annotation marks the transcript as partial. The record is from RefSeq and is a predicted model, not a curated record. Lineage: Eukaryota; Fungi; Basidiomycota; Pucciniomycetes; Pucciniales; Melampsoraceae. The transcript is spliced from 2 exons. Gene Ontology annotation, cellular component: cytoplasm. Gene Ontology annotation, molecular function: phosphoadenylyl-sulfate reductase (thioredoxin) activity.